Molecule: messenger RNA, 2003 nt
Organism: Fragaria vesca subsp. vesca
Lineage: Eukaryota; Viridiplantae; Streptophyta; Magnoliopsida; Rosales; Rosaceae
Product: lysine histidine transporter-like 8-like
Exons: 4
Coding region: 71-1726 (551 amino acids)
Cellular component (GO): plasma membrane
Source: RefSeq, a predicted model, not a curated record
AAGACACAGAGGUAGAGCUUAGAGAGAGCAAGAAUCCCACACCGGAGCUAGACAUCACAAAAGAAAAACCAUGAGUAAAGAAGCAAAUGAAAUCAGUUCGGCUCCUAUAACACCUCGUCCGGUGGCUCCGGUGGCGCCUGAACAGCAGCAGCCUCCAGUGUCUUGUCCUCCUUCUCAGUACAACUCUCCUUCUCUCUCCCGGUCACCUCUGCUCGAAGCAGCCGUGCCGGCUGCCAACCACCACGGAGGAACUGAAGAUGUCGAAGGCGCCGGUGCAAUAGUUCCGAGCAAGACUCCUAAGGGAGCGAGAACCCCAUUGGGGAUAAGAACCCCAAGGAUGUCUUUGACUCCGAGGUUCCUCACUCCCUUGGGUAGCCCCGUAAGGAAAGCUCUCAAGGCCACAAGGCUUGACCCUGAAGAUGCUUGGCUACCCAUCACCGAGUCCAGAAAUGGCAACAAGUACUACGCUGCUUUUCACACUCUUUGCUCCGGUAUUGGUAUCCAAGCUUUGGUGCUUCCGGUCGCCUUCACUAUCCUCGGAUGGACAUGGGGAAUCAUCUGUUUGACUGUAACAUUCAUAUGGCAACUCUAUACGCUCUAUCUUCUUAUUCAUCUCCAUGAAAACAUCGAAACCGGAGUCCGGUACAGCAGGUACAUGCAACUCUUCGGUUUCACGUUCGGUGAACGAACCGCAAAUCUGCUAGGGCUAUUCCCCAUCAUGUACCUCUCGGGAGGUAACUGUGUGGCCUUAAUCGUCAUUGGUGGAUCGACCUCGAAGCUCUUCUUCCAGAUCGUCUGCGGGGCUACCUGUACUGCCAAGCCAUUGACGACCGUCGAAUGGUUCUUGGUCUUUACGUGUUGCGCUGUGAUGCUUUCAUUGUUGCCUAACUUGAACUCCAUUGCUGGGGUUUCGUUGAUCGGUGCAAUGACUGCUGUUGCUUACUGUACCAUGAUGUGGGUGGUCUCUGUAACUGAGGGUAGGCUUCCUGGUGUGUCGUAUGAUCCUGUUAGAAGAGGAUCCGAAGUUGCAAGAGUGUUUGAUGUGUUGAAUUCCCUUGGGAUCAUCGCUUUCGCAUUCAGAGGCCACAAUCUUAUCCUCGAGAUUCAGGCCACCAUGCCUUCUAGUGAGAAACAUCCAUCACAUGUACCAAUGUGGAGAGGUGUCAAGGUGUCUUACACACUCAUUGCUUGCUGCUUAUUCCCCAUUGCCAUUGGUGGCUACUGGGCCUAUGGUCACUUGAUUCCGGCAAACGGAGGAAUGCUUGCUGCCAUUUACGAAUUCCACUCAAAAGAUGUGUCACAGUUCAUUUUGGGACUAAUGAGCUUGUUCGUGGUGGUAAACGCCAUGAGCUCAUUCCAAAUCUAUGGUAUGCCCAUGUUUGACCACAUGGAGUCUAAAUACACUAGCCGAAAGAAGCAGCCAUUGCCGUGGUGGCUUAGGUGCAUUUCGAGAGCCAUGUUCGGAUUCGGGUGUUUCUUCAUUGCCGUGGCCAUCCCAUUUUUGGGAAGUGUUGCUGGUCUGAUCGGAGGAAUUGCAUUGCCGGUGACAUUGGUGUACCCAUGCUGGAUGUGGCUCAAGAUCAAGAAGCCUAAGAAGUACGGCGUAAGCUGGUGGGUUAACUGGGUUCUUGGUGUGUUGGGAAUGGGUCUCACAGGGCUUCUGAUUGCAGCUGGACUCUACGUUGUUAUCGACACUGGUAUUAAAGUCAGCUUCUUCAAGCCAUAAGGCAACAAAACAGAAUGAGAUAUAUGGGUGAAGUUGCUCUUAUUAUUUUGUUUCAUUGGUCUCUGUGAAGAGGAAAAUGUUAUUUACAGUUGUAGUGGUUUGCUGCUGUGCUGCUGGCUUCUAAGCUUCAAAGGAAAAGAAAAAGAAAAGAUAAUACAAUUAUAUAUAGGGUAUUUUUUGUUCUUUUUGGGGAUUAUGAGAAUGUUGUAAUUUGACAUCAUAGAAUCUUUUAGGCGUGUAAUAACAAUUUUAGUGGAAAUUUCAUAUUGAAUCUUCA